Messenger RNA from Purpureocillium lilacinum, 1962 nucleotides. Its product is annotated as translation factor guf1 mitochondrial. The record is from RefSeq and is a predicted model, not a curated record. NCBI's taxonomy places the organism in Eukaryota, Fungi, Ascomycota, Sordariomycetes, Hypocreales, Ophiocordycipitaceae. Gene Ontology annotation, molecular function: GTP binding; mitochondrial ribosome binding; GTPase activity. Gene Ontology annotation, biological process: positive regulation of translation. Gene Ontology annotation, cellular component: mitochondrion.
AUGAGCUGGGCUUGGAGAGCCGGCACGGCGUGGACGCGGCGAUGUCUGGCCCCGAGUCUGGCGCGCUGCGAGGAGCGCCUCUUUCGCCGCGCCUACGCCGCCGCGUCGACGAAGCCGUCGCCCAAGGAGCUCGAGGCGCGCAUCGCCGCCAUCCCGAUCCAGCGGUACCGCAACUUCUGCAUCGUCGCGCACAUCGACCACGGCAAGAGCACGCUCAGCGACCGCCUGCUCGAGCACACGGGCACCAUCUCGGCGAGCGACGCCAACAAGCAGAUCCUCGAUAAGCUCGACGUCGAGCGCGAGCGCGGCAUCACGGUCAAGGCGCAAACAUGCACCAUGAUCUACAAUUACAAGGGCGAUGACUACUUGCUGCACCUCGUCGAUACGCCCGGCCACGUCGACUUUCGCGCCGAGGUGACGCGCUCGUACGCCAGCUGCGGCGGCGCCCUGCUGCUCAUCGACGCGAGCCAGGGUAUCCAGGCGCAGACCGUCUCCAACUUCCACCUCGCCUUCGCCCAAGACCUGGCCCUGGUGCCCGUCAUCAACAAGAUCGACAUGCCGUCGGCCGACGUGCCGUCUGUGCUCGACCAGAUGGAGACCAGCUUCGAGCUGGACCCCAAGGACGCCGUGCUUGUGAGCGCAAAGACAGGCAAGGGUGUGCCACAGGUGUUGCCCGCUGUGGUGGAAAAGAUCCCGCACCCGCUGGGAGACGAGAACGCGCCGCUCAAGUUCCUGCUGGUCGACUCGUGGUACGACAACUUCAAGGGCGUCGUGCUGCUGGUGCGCGUCUUUGACGGCACAAUCCGCGCCGGCGACAAUGUCAUUUCCAUGGGCACGGGCAUGAAGUACACGGUCGGCCAAGUGGGCAUCCAGUACCCGGAUGCGACGCCGCAGACGGUCAUCCGCGCGGGCCAGGUCGGCUACGUCUAUUUCAAUCCGGGCAUGAAGCGCAUCCAGGACGCCAAGCUGGGCGACACCUUCACGACGGUCGGCAGCGAGGACAAGGUCGAGCCGUGUCCCGGCUUCGAGGAGCCCAAGCCCAUGGUGUUUGUGGCAGCCUUUCCCACGGACCAGAGCGACUACCAUCGAUUAGCGGACAGUAUUGGGCAGCUGGUGCUCAACGACCGAAGCGUGACGCUACAAAAGGACUUUUCCGAGGCGCUCGGCUCGGGCUGGCGUCUGGGAUUCCUGGGGAGUCUGCACUGCUCUGUCUUCCAGGACCGGCUGCGUCAGGAACACGGGCGGAGCAUCAUCAUUACAGAGCCCACGGUGCCGACCAAGAUUGUGUGGGCGGACGGCAAGGAGGAGGUGGUGCAGAAUCCGGCGCUGUUCCCAGAUUCCAGCGACCAUCGGAUCCGCAGCGCCGAGCUGUUUGAGCCAUUUGUCAAGGCAACCAUUACUCUGCCGCAAGAGUAUCUCGGCCGGGUGAUUGAGCUGUGCGAGGCCAACCGCGGCGAGCAAAAGAGCCUCGAGUUCUUCCACGGCGACCAGGUCAUCCUGGUGUACGAUAUACCCGCGGCACAGCUGGUCGAGGACCUCUUUGGCAAGCUCAAGGGCGCCACCAAGGGGUACGCUACGCUCGACUACGAGGACGCAGGUUGGCGGCAGAGCAAGCUCGUCAAGCUCCAGCUCCUCGUCAACAAGCAGCCCGUCGAUGCCAUCUGUCGCGUGGUGCACUCGUCGCAGGCCGAUCGCAUCGGGCGGCACUGGGUGACCAAGUUCAAAGAGCACGUCGACCGGCAAAUGUUUGAGGUCGUGAUCCAGGCCAUCGUCGGCAACAAGAUCAUCGCGCGUGAGACCAUCAAGCCGUUCCGCAAGGACGUGCUGGCCAAGCUGCACGCCAGCGACAUUACGCGGCGGCGCAAGCUGCUCGAGAAGCAGAAGGAGGGGCGGAAGCGGCUCCGGGCGGUGGGCAACGUGGUGAUUGACCAGUCGGCCUUCCAGAGCUUCCUGUCCAAGUAG